AUGUUCAGUCUUCCUGAAGCCGAUAACGUUGAUGGCAAGUCAGCACAGGAAGGCUCGGGUGAUGGCAGGCCCAUUUGCCUCUACGGUGACACUGCAGAUGACUUUCGGACAUUCCUCUCAAUUAUGUACGCACUGCCAUCCGAAUUGCAAAUGUACAACAGUCCCGAUGCAGACAUCUCCAAGCUUCUGAUCGUUGCAUCCAUCACAAACAAGUAUCAUUUCGUCUCGACAUCCUCGUGGGCCGUUUCGGCCGUCUACAGCGUCACGUCGGGCGCAUAUGGCUCGCCGACUGACCCCUUGGCUGAUCUCACUCGCGUAUCCUCCUCAGCUCUCACGCGCAUCCUCGAGGUCGCGAUUAGGUGUGGACACUCGCGCUUGGUCGAUUAUGUUGUGGAAUGCUGGUCGAACCGCAUAUUAAACCGAGGCCUGAAGCCGCGGAUUGCGAUACAUCUGGCCGAUCGGUGGGGCAUAGACUCCCUCAGAGGUGUGGCAUAUUAUGUGCAGCUCAUGCAAAUCGGCUCCGUUUUUGAGGCCAGGAUGAACGGGACCGCGAACGAGAGCUCUCAUUCUCCCAGUGGUGAUCACAGCGCGGAAGUAGGCAACACGUCUCCAUCUGGUGAAGAGUACGACGACAGUGAAGACGAUGAAGAAAGCCGCUUUCCGCUCACGCAAGCCCAGCUCACUCGCCUCCUCUCCGGAUUCUACUCUCUUGUGGCGCUCUGGGAUAAAGUCCGCGCAGCACCACCCAAAUUCGUGCGACCGGAGGGAUGCACAUUUCACAACCACGGAUGUUUAGCGGUCUUCCGGGACGAGUGGACGGCCGCGGCGCGCCACGAGCGCACGCAGCGAUACGGAUCUGCAGACAUUGUGGGGCGGUUGAGGUGCAUGGAGGAGCAGAUGCGCACGAAUACAGAGCUCGCGUGCCAGCUGAGCCCGAUGUGUAGGAAGGAGGCCCUAGCAGCAGUCAAGGCGCUGGUCAAGGAAGUACAGGAAGGUCUUGCAGCAAGAUUUGUGGAUUUGACGUCGCGUUUUCGCUGA
Molecule: messenger RNA, 1038 nt
Organism: Laetiporus sulphureus 93-53
Lineage: Eukaryota; Fungi; Basidiomycota; Agaricomycetes; Polyporales; Laetiporaceae
Exons: 2
Coding region: 1-1038 (345 amino acids)
Source: RefSeq, a predicted model, not a curated record